This is a messenger RNA of Leptomonas pyrrhocoris, 1770 nucleotides long. RefSeq lists its product as hypothetical. The coding region runs from base 244 to 1770 and encodes 508 amino acids. Lineage: Eukaryota; Euglenozoa; Kinetoplastea; Trypanosomatida; Trypanosomatidae. Gene Ontology annotation, molecular function: protein binding. The record is from RefSeq and is a predicted model, not a curated record. The transcript has a single exon.
AGGUUCUUGCGCGGCCGCCGUUUUCAGCAACAGUCCGUGCGUUGUUUCUCUCUUGUGAACAGUAAACUGGAUCGAAAAUAGAAGAGUAGAAGAACAAAGAAAACUUCCGUACGCGGUGCUAACGACGACACCCGCCCAAACGCGCGAGCUCGUCUCCCCCAUAAUACGUUCUGGUUGGGCUCUCGCACGCGCAGUCGUGCCCGCCACUGAACUCGCCGCUCCAACAACACACGCACACACACGAUGCGCUUCGAGGUGGCGCACACGGCAUCUACGCACACCCCGCUGACGUGCAACUGCCUGCUGCGUGCGCACGCCGCAACGGCGUCAUCCGUGUCACGCGAAUCGACAGACCCAACGGGUAGCCGGACAGCCGCGUAUGUGUUCCACGUCGCCUCCUACGAAUUGCAGUCCAGCUCUGCGUCACCUGCAGCCGCAUCCGUGGACAGCAGCGGCCCGCACCACACUGGGGAGUGCGCGACGUACGUCUGCACGACGGAUGCCCGCACUCACAGCACCGCCCUAACGCAGCAGCUAAGUUCCUCUAUCGGUGGGGUGCCGUCGAUGCCAGGUGUGUUCGACCUCGUCUCCGUGCCCUCGAGCUUCCUCCAGCCGAAUCGCUCGUCGACGGACGCACUUCAAUGCUAUUUAGCGGCGGCCUGCACCGACGGCAGCGUCCGACUGUUUGACCCCCUUACCCUCGCCUCUGCGCUCGACCCUUUGACUCACAUUCACGCGGAGAUGAUCACGAGCUGCACGCCGCUCUACGCUGAGGGAGCCACUUCCACGGCAGCGGCGCAUCUCCUGUGCUCUGCGCACACCGGCGCUGUCGUGCUGUACUCCAUCGAGGAGCGCCGCGUGACGCACGAGCUGGAGGGGCACGAGUUUGAUGCGUGGUGCACGGCGGUGCUGCCGACGGACGGGCGGUGGCUGGCUGCCUCCGCUGCUCCUCCUUUUCAACCCUGCAGCGGCAAUGACGCCCACGAUGAUGAGGAAGACGGCCCUUCCGAGUGGGAGAGGGAGGAGAAAGGGCCAACGAGUGCGGCUUUGCUAGCCUCUGGUGGCGAUGAUGGUUUGUGCAAGCUGUACGACAUGCGGUGCAACUGCCGGCGGGCAACGAGCCGCAUGCGCUUCGACGCGGGUGUGGUCUCCAUCACACCGGUGUUGGACACAGGCGGCAACGGCGCAGCGACGGCCCUCCCCACGCCGUACCUUCUUGUCGGCUCGUACGACGAGUCGAUUGCGCUGGUCGAUGUGCGCAACAUGCGUGCCCCAGUGGCACGGCGUGGCGGGCUGGGCGGCGGGGUGUGGCGUACGUCGCGUUGUCUCUGUCCCCUCUGGCCGGCGGAAGCGCCCUCUUCCUCUUCACUCCUCGCGGACUGCCGCAAUAGGAAUCUCGCGCUGAUGGUCGAAAACGCCGCUGCCGAUCGCACCACGGUCGCGUCCUGUGGGUGGGUGAACACGUCCAACGUGUUGGUGCUGCCGCUGAUGCAACGCGGCGCCGCGCUGCUGCCGUACGACGUGCGCGCUGCCUCCACCGAAGUCUUCGGCGACGCACCGCUAGACCACUUCAUGCCGGACGAGGAAGCGGGGGCGGAGCAGCGGGCAGUGACUGCGUGCCGCCCCGCAGUGACCGAUAUGACUUUGGUGUACGACAUCGCCGUGCUGCAGCCUCUGACGAGCAGCGACAAGACUGCAGUGGUGGCGACGGCGUCGUUUUAUGAGAAGCGCAUCGACGUGUGGUCGGUGCGUCCUGCACAAGUUUGCUGA